Messenger RNA from Nicotiana tabacum (common tobacco), 468 nucleotides. Lineage: Eukaryota; Viridiplantae; Streptophyta; Magnoliopsida; Solanales; Solanaceae. The record is from RefSeq and is a predicted model, not a curated record.
AUGGCAACUACAUCAACUUCUUUUCUGUUCUCUUCUCCAUUUCUUUCUUCACCAUUUUCACCAAAAAGAAGAUCAUCAUCAACAUCAGCAUCAUCAUCACGCGCUUCGAGCACGACUACGUUGGCAAUGGGUAGAGAAGCCCGGGAUCGAAACUACUACAACGGUCGUAUUGUAGAUGAUAACUUAAUUAUUUUACGUAAGAGAAUUCACGAGAUGAAGAUGAUCGAGAGAAAUUAUGAACCUCCAACUAAAUGGAUGAACUGGGAAAAAAGUCUCUACACGAAUUACGACUCGAAUAUUUGCCAAGCAAUGGGAUUUUUGCAAUCCCAAUUGAUGGAUACAAGACCAAGCUUGGUUUUGGGCAUUGCUGCACUUAUUGGAUUAAGUGUACCAACUUCAACUGCUGUGGUCUUGUUUCAUUUGAUUGAGUUAACUAAAGCGAUUUUAGCUGGAUUACAUAUUUUUUGA